Molecule: messenger RNA, 2061 nt
Organism: Suillus subaureus
Lineage: Eukaryota; Fungi; Basidiomycota; Agaricomycetes; Boletales; Suillaceae
Exons: 8
Coding region: 1-2061 (686 amino acids)
Source: RefSeq, a predicted model, not a curated record
AUGGAUAAUGAGGAGAACCUGUACUACCCAUUUGCUUUGAAGAUUGAAUGGGAGGUAGCACAUUGGGCCAAGCUUUGUGGGUCAAGCUCUACUGUGUUUACAGACUUGCUAUCUAUUGACAGGGUCAUUGUCACUGGUGAAUCGUUUGAUGUAUAUUACUGUGAUAUCAUCGAAUGUGUUAAGUCAUUAUAUGGGGAUCCUGACUUCACCCAAUAUCUCACAUUUUCCCUGGAGUGGCACUAUGCUGAUGACAACAAGACUGUUCAUUUAUUCCAUGACAUGCAUACCAGCAAAUGGUGGUGGAAAACACAGAAAAAACUUGAUGCACAACAUCCUGGCAGAACUAUAGUUCCAACUAUCAUUUCCUCCAACAAAACACAAACUGUCUACCCCAUGUAUCUUACAAUUGGCAACAUACCAAAGGAACUUCACCACAAGCCUUCACCUGGUAGUCAUGUCCUUCUUGCUUAUCUGCCAACAAGCCACCUUGAACACAUUACAAACAAAGCAUCUCAUCAUCGCACUAUCGCAAAUUUGUACCACACAUGUUUACACCAUGUGCUUGCUCCACUCAUACCUGCUGGAACAGAGGGCAUUUUGAUGCAUAGCAGUGAUGGUGCUCGCUGUCAUUGUCAUCCGAUAUUUGCUAGUUUUGUCAGUGACUACCCAGAACAACUCAUGACUACAGGUGUCAAGUUUGGAGAGUGCCUGAAGUGUGAUGUCGAUGCCAAGGAUACAGGAACAUUUGUUCACACAUGUGCCACUGCUGGCAUCAAACCUAUCAUUCAUCCUUUUUGGGAGGAUCUUCCUUUCACGAAUAUCUUUCGCACUAUCAUGCCAGAUGUCCUGCACCAGCUAUAUCAAGGUUUGAUCAAGCACCUCCUGGCAUGGUUGUCAGCAGCUUGUGGAGGGGCUGAGAUUGAUGCCUACCCUCAGUUAUUAAGACACCAUUGUCGACGGCUCCCUCCUAACCAUCAUAUCCACCUAUUCACUAAAGGCAUCACCUGCCUGUCAUGCAUAAGUGGCACCGAACACGCUCAAAUUUGCCACUUCAUCCUCAGGAUCAUAAUUGACAUUUGCUUGCCCAACAAUCUUAAUGCUGGUCAUUUGCUUCAAGCAGUGCAUGGCCUACUCAACUCCCUAUAUCUCACACAAUACCCUUGUCAUAGCUCAGAGACACUUCACUCACUAGACGAGGCAUUGGAUCAUUUCCAUCCAAACAAAGACAUUUUUAUUCAAUUUGGUAUCCAUAAUAAUUUCAACUUACCAAAGUUGCAUGCAGCAUGUCAUUACCACCUCAUGAUCACAUUGUUCAGUACAACAGACAACUAUAAUACCGAAUACACCGAGCACCUCCACAUUGACUUAGCAAAGGAUGCUUAUUGUGCUACCAACCACAAGGACGAGUUCAUUCAGAUGACGUGCUGGCUCGAACAAAAGGAAAAAAUUCUACAGCACCAGAAAUUUGUUAGUUGGUGUCUUGCAGGUGGUCACCACUUUGAGCCAUACCAUUCACAUCCUCCUGAUAUGACUUUCCAUCAAGAACAAGUGAUGACAAAACAUCCCACUGCAAAGGCUGUCAGCAUUCAAAAAUUGGUUGAAGAUUAUGGCAUGACUCAUUUUCACGAGGCCCUUGCACACUACAUUGUGCACAAAUGUCAAGGUGAUCAUUCAGUGCCACUCCAUGAUCGAGAACUUGAUCAUUUGGUGGGUGACAUUCACUUUCCCUUCCACCAUCUGCCCAUCUGUCACAAGAUCAAAUGGUGCUCUAUUGAUACUGGUGGUUUAACCAAGGGACAUGUUACCUUGGACAGUGUCCACACAAAACCUCAACAAAAGUUGGGCUCUCAGCUCAUUCAUCAGCGCUCUGACACUGUUUUUGUUAGACUUGGCGAAGACUCGGUUACAAAUGAUCUCAAAGGUUUCAGUGUGGGGCAAAUUCGAGUUAUAUUCUCCUUGCCCCCAAAGUCUUUACAAUUGCUCUUCCCACCCACUGUCAACAUUCCUCCUCACCUCACAUAUACUGAAUGGUUCACUCCCUUCCCUUCUGCACCUGACUGA